Messenger RNA from Aspergillus campestris IBT 28561, 615 nucleotides. RefSeq lists its product as uncharacterized. NCBI's taxonomy places the organism in Eukaryota, Fungi, Ascomycota, Eurotiomycetes, Eurotiales, Aspergillaceae. The transcript has a single exon. The record is from RefSeq and is a predicted model, not a curated record. Bases 94 to 423 code for a protein of 109 amino acids.
GACAGUAAUCGUUCUCAUUGCGGCAGAAAUCCUCGUCGCAGGAAUUAACAUCGUCGUUGAUCUCUAUGCGGGUGUUGAAUAGAAACGUCACUAAUGGGUUUACGCUGUCGAACAUGCUACGGCACUUUCUUUUUUUUCCUCAUCGUUCUUCUUCAUUUACUAUCGGGCAGACUGUUUCAUUCUUUUCCCCCCAUUCAUUUCUUUUCUAUUUCCCCCCCAUCUGUCUAUUCUUCCUACGGAGUUGGGUACAGCGCGGGCAGGCUUGCAUCAUCAUCCAACACCACACAUCACACAUCGAAAAAUUGCCAUCACUCCAUACACAACACUUGCAGCAACAGCAACAGCAACAACAGCAAAACAACAUUCCAUGUAUCAUAUAAUUUCUACCAUGUUAAUAUGGAGAAUCGAAAGGCUCAAAUAUGAUUCUACCCCUUGAAUGAACAUCCAUCGCUCAUGUAUCCUUGAGUACAUAUAAUCAAAGGUCCACUGCUCCUACCCUCGAAGAUUUAUGACAAUAGAUUCAAGUGUAUCCAUGUUGAAAGGAUGUGUGUUGUAUAAUGCAAGUAAAUGGUAAAAAGAGACAGACCCAUAUCGCGUAAACAGAUAGUGAACAAC